AUGCUGCGACCGCAACAAGCUGGAACGACCUUGCUACGCUCUCUCCACAGGUACUUCUUGACCGCUUCACCAAAGGCGUGGAAAAGGGUCGCUCCUGGUGGGACAAUGGCAAGGAAGCACUGUGCAUGCCCGAAUCAGCGCACAGCAAGGAGGUCCGAAAGCCAACGGAGGAGGCUUCCCAUUGCAGGGGGAAUGAAGAAGCACCUCACAUGCCACCUCUCCGCAACUCGGAGAAGGAUGUGCUGGAAAACAGGUCUGAGGGCAAAGAAGAUGCACAGUGCCCUCCCGAAGCUCCCGUGUGCGAUGGGAAGGAUCAUGGACACGGCAAAUGACAGCACGCAGAGCUGCACUGCUACAGUAGGCGAUCAGAGUCAGCAACUUGAUGAGGGAGCAACUGCCAUCAUGUUGAGGCGGUUACCAUCCAAAUUGACGAUCGAGAGCUUGCUGGACAUCUUAAGCCAGUUCUGGCCAAGCCGCUACAACUUCGUCUACGUCCCCCAUGACAAGUCACGGGCGCGCAAUGUGGCCUUGGCCUUCAUCAAUUUCACGGACAGCGAAACGGUGAGGAUGGCAUACGACUACUUUCAGGGGCGCAGCCAUCCGAUGGACGUCCGGCUUGGGAGCCACAUACGUGUUUCCCAGGCAGAUGUUCAGGGUCUCAGUCUCAAUCUGGCGUACUUCGUUGCUAGGAGUGGCUUUGCCGAUAUGGACAAUCCCCAUGCUCCUCGAGUCUUCGAGAAUGGUUGGCGGGUCAAUCUGUUGGAGGCUGUGCAGAAGCAUGUGACAAUGGAACUGAUGGCACAGGCCGAGCCGGCUCCCGCCCCUCCGGAGGCAGAGGCCAUCGAAAGGUCAGCCGGGAAGCGCGGCUACCGAGAAGGAGGCUGUGUUGGGCCCACUGCUGCCACGGACAAGGCCGAGCGCUUGAAAAGCUUCAAGGAGAACCGGGACGUCUUCAGCAAACAUUCCAACGGCUUUGCCGGCCAGCAGAGCGACUUGAAGAGCCGAGUCUCCAGGCGUGAGGCCGAGGCGCUUCUGCAGCGCCUGACGGCCGGCCCGGCUUUGGGCCAGGACUUGGACGAGGUGAGGCGGUUGCGCAAAUUGGUCGAUGAUAGGUCCGCUUAG
Molecule: messenger RNA, 1122 nt
Organism: Symbiodinium necroappetens
Lineage: Eukaryota; Dinophyceae; Suessiales; Symbiodiniaceae
Source: the annotation of a GenBank genome assembly